Eurypyga helias (sunbittern) is the source of this 522-nucleotide messenger RNA. It is a transcript of the gene SLC38A6, whose product is annotated as solute carrier family 38, member 6. The annotation marks the transcript as partial. Gene Ontology annotation, molecular function: L-glutamine transmembrane transporter activity. Lineage: Eukaryota; Metazoa; Chordata; Aves; Eurypygiformes; Eurypygidae. The record is from RefSeq and is a predicted model, not a curated record. The transcript is spliced from 7 exons. Gene Ontology annotation, biological process: amino acid transmembrane transport; L-glutamine transport.
CUAUGUCUUCUUACCUUUUAAUUGUUAAAUCUGAACUUCCUGGUGCUGUUGCGGGGUUCUUAAGCAGCGACGAGAGCGGGUCUUGGUACCUUGAUGGGAGACUGCUGCUACUGAUUACUUCAGUCUGCAUUGUUUUUCCUCUUGCACUUCUUCCUAAAAUUGGCUUUCUUGGCUACACAAGUAGUUUAUCAUUUUUCUUUAUGGUGUACUUUGCUCUUGUGGUUAUGAUAAAAAAGUGGUCGAUCCCUUGUCCUCUACCUCUAAAUAGUGCCAUGGAGACUUUACAGGUUUCAAAUUCUACUGGGGAUUGUAAAGCAAAGCUCUUUCAUCUUUCAAAAGAGAGUGUUUAUGCAAUACCGACUAUGGCCUUCUCUUUCCUCUGCCAUACCUCAGUUUUACCCAUCUAUUGUGAACUCCGAAGUCCCUCCAAAAGCAGAAUGCAGAAUGUAACUGUCACAGGAAUUGGUCUGAGUUUCCUCAUUUACUUUAUUUCUGCUCUGUUUGGGUACCUGACAUUUUACG